CAUCGCUGUUCUGGUCAAGAUUUUCAGAAAAAAAUAUCCGUUGGACCUUCAUUUAUUGCUCCAACAGUCAUAGUUUUUGAAAUUUUGGACGUUGGAGGCCUCCUUUUCUAUAAAUUGGAGCCUCCACUCCUCAUUUUUACACACACAAACACAAAUUCUCUCCAUACUUCUUGCAUAUCUCACUCCACUUACAAUUUUGUUUCCUUCUUCAUCAUGGGCAAGGACAAGAGCAGGGCCGCCACCUCCGGGAAAUCAAAGUCCAAAUCCCGGGCUCCUACGUCAUCCUCCGAGGAGCGCCUCUACUAUGGCGACGGGUCAUACCUUUGGUUUGAUUCCGAGGUGGAGCGCACCCGUUUCCUCACCUUCUUCUCUAAACGGGUUGUGGCUCCCCCACGCAUCAUCCUGGAGCGUUACUCGGAGUUGCAGGGCUACGACGACCUCGACGCGCAGCUUCAUCAAGCCAGCCUUUGGCCGUUCGUCUCCCGGGCUCGCGAGGAGAUCAACCCGGCGCUGAUCCGGGCCUUCUACUCCAACCUCCGGCGUGAGGACGACGUGCUCUACUCGCUCGUCAAGAGCACGCCGAUCGAGCUCACAGUGGAGCAGCUUGGGCGCAUCGCCGGCCUCCCCUUCCAAGGCGACGAUGUGUCUCACUAUGGUGGAGAGGAUUGGGUGCUCAACAACGAGGGCCUUAUCCUCAACGAGCUUGGCAUCACCGAGCUCAAACGCCAUGCCUCGGGCCGCCCAACCAUCAACUCCGCCAACCCCGAAGGCCGCCUCGUCCUCUACAUUGUCUCCCGGAUCAUCAAACCCCGGAAGCACGGCCACACCAUCAUGCACGGCGAAGACCUCAAGCUUAUCCAUGCGAUCAUGCAUUUGGCCCCAAUCAAUUGGGCAAAGUUUGUCUUGAUCAACAUGACGAUUUCCGCGUCCACCGAGCACGACCACCUCCUCCCGUACCCGUUUUUGGUGAUGGACAUCCUUGAACGGUUCAAGGUAACAACCACCGUUGGCCCGCUCACGAAGGCCACGAAGAUUUGGACAAUCAGCAACCAAACCUUCAUCAAGCGGUCGGACAACGCCGCGGCUGCCACUGCCGAGCCACGCCGCACUGCCUCUGCCGCUGGCCCAGCCGAACCCCAGGCCCGGGCCAACCUCGCCUCCAUCGCCGACUCCCUCAACCGGCUCCACCUCAAGGUUGACGGGAUGGGGAGCUAUCUUGACCGGCUCGACGUGGCUGUUCAACGCCAAGGAUACGCGAUGAACUCAUACUUCCAAGGCAUCAACUACGUCCCCCCACCGUACCACGGCACGUUCCUUGGGCAAGCCCGGGCCAACCUCGCCUCCAUCGCCGACUCCCUCAACCGGCUCCACCUCAAGGUUGACGGGAUGGGGAGCUAUCUUGACCGGCUCGACGUGGCUGUUCAACGCCAAGGAUACGCGAUGAACUCAUACUUCCAAGGCAUCAACUACGUCCCCCCACCGUACCACGGCACGUUCCUUGGGCAAGUGUACGGUGACGAGGACGAAGCCGAUGACUCCUAUGCCCCGUCAAGCUCCCCGGAUGAAGAUGAGUUCGACGAUGCCAUUGAUGGUGAUGAAAUGGACGUCGACGACGACGAGGAGGAAUCCGAAGACGAAGACUAGGACUCCCCUAGAAUUUCUAUCUCUUUUACUUUAAAUUAUCCUGUUUUUUUAAUGCUUCCGUUGUAGUCCGCUAUUUCCCUUUAUUAAAUAAAAUCAUUUCAUUUAUCUUUUUGUUAAUGUCAAAAGGGGGAAGAAAAGGGCUAUGCAUAU
Molecule: messenger RNA, 1794 nt
Organism: Cuscuta campestris
Lineage: Eukaryota; Viridiplantae; Streptophyta; Magnoliopsida; Solanales; Convolvulaceae
Source: the annotation of a GenBank genome assembly